This is a messenger RNA of Cooperia oncophora, 560 nucleotides long. The record is from the annotation of a GenBank genome assembly. NCBI's taxonomy places the organism in Eukaryota, Metazoa, Nematoda, Chromadorea, Rhabditida, Trichostrongylidae.
AUGCUGCGGGUGGCAUUGUCACCGCUGCUUUCUCCUGCAGUGGAGACUUCGCGUCUGCUCAUCACUAGCAGUCCUUCAGCGGUCACCGUGCAAUCUCGAGGAAGACGUCGUACUUUAACGCCUGCUCCGUGGUUGCCUCCUGUUUAUGAACGAACCCACGCCGACUACUUGGACGAUUCUAACCGGGCGUUACUGCAGGAGGUGAUAUCUGCUGAGAAGAUUUGCGCUGAGAAUUCAGCAAUGAUGCGUACCCAAGAAAGCGAAGCAAAGAUCGCAGAUAUAGAAUUGCCCACAAGAAGAGUCGGUCUGCUUGCUCGGAAGAUAGGAAUGGCGCCUCAAUGGACAGUUACUGGAGAUCGAAUAUUAUGUACACUUCUUGAGAUUUGUGAGAACCACGUCGUUAGUGUGAUUUCUCCUGAGGAAUGGUAUCGUAGAAGUCUUAUUGGAAAACGGAAAGCAUUCAACAGAGAGGGACCCAUGUGGAAGGUAACAGUUGGGGCAGUGGACUACAAUGUGGACCGAUUUUCUCAUGCUUACAGAAACCAGUUCGUUCGGGCUGG